Molecule: messenger RNA, 1180 nt
Organism: Neomonachus schauinslandi (Hawaiian monk seal)
Lineage: Eukaryota; Metazoa; Chordata; Mammalia; Carnivora; Phocidae
Product: oral-facial-digital syndrome 1 protein-like
Exons: 9
Coding region: 200-1180 (326 amino acids)
Biological process (GO): epithelial cilium movement involved in determination of left/right asymmetry
Cellular component (GO): ciliary basal body; centrosome
Molecular function (GO): protein binding
Source: RefSeq, a predicted model, not a curated record
GCGAGUGUGGUAGAGUUCCUAGUUGAGCGUGAGAGGCAAAGUGUUCGGCUCUCUUGUUCCCGACUGGCCCCCAGGCAGAGACUGGGCUCUGCAGGCCGGGAUUCCCCCUCGUCCUGAGCCUGUAGCUCGGGCUAGGUGUUAACUCGGGCCAAGGCAGGACCGGCUGGGGGAAGUCGGGGGCAGGGGAAGCUGACGGCUGAUGGCUCAGUCCUCUAUGCCUCCCAAAUCUGACGUGUUGAGUCAAGAUGAACUGCGAAAAAAGCUAUACCAGACGUUUAAGGAUCGGGGUAUACUGGACACGCUCAAGACACAGCUCCGAAAUCAGCUGAUUCACGAAUUGAUGCACCCUGUGUUGAGUGGAGAACUGCAGCCCCGGUCCAUUUCAGUGGAAGGGAGUGCCCUCUUAAUAGGCGCUUCUAACUCUCUAGUGGCAGAUUACUUACAAAGAUGUGGCUACGAGUAUUCACUCUCUGUUUUCUUUCCGGAAAGUGGUUUGGCCAAAGAAAAGGUAUUUACUAUGCAAGAUCUAUUACAACUCAUUAAAAUCAACCCUGAAUCCAGGCUCUACAAAUCACUGAUUUCAGGAUUUGAUAAAGAAAACAAAGGUUUUCUCAUGCAGUUUUUAAGAGAAUUGGCAGAAUAUCAUCAGUCCAAAGUGAGCUGUGAUAUGGAAACUCAGACAAGUUCAACAUUUCCUAGCAAAGACUCUCUUGCAGAAAAGCUUCAGCUAAUUGAUGAUCAGUUUGCGGAUGCUUACCCUCAGCGUCCCAAGUUAGAAUCUUUAGAAAUAAAGUUAAAUGAAUAUAAGAGAGAAAUAGAACAGCAGCUUCAGGCAGAAAUGUGUCAAAAGUUGAAAUAUUUUAAAGAUACCAAAAUAGCAAAAGUUAAAAUGGAAGAGAAAAGAAAGGCUGAGAAGGAGUUAGCUGAGUUCCGGAACGAAUUGGAGCGAGCUUGUCAAGCAAAAUCUGAAGCCCUCAUUUCUCGGGAAAAGAUGGCUCUUGAGAGAAUUCAAAAGCACCAAGAGGCUCUGGACAAGAAGGCCCUCCUCAUGCAAAGCAUCGUGUCUUUCUUCCACCACCUGGAAUGCCCUUCUCCUUCCGUCCCUGAUGAAACCCUCUUGGCCUUCGAAAUCCAGCUGGAAUGUCACCUCCUUGUGAUGCCUUCCCUGGACUCCUACUGA